AUGGAUGAAAAUGGUAUCCUCCGCGUCGGCGGCCGCAUCAGACAUACCGAUUUACCCUUUCACGAGAAGCAUCCACUGAUACUUCCAAAGAAAGGAUGCAUCACAGAGCUGGUAAUACGGCAUUACCAUGCCAAGAAUCAUCAUCAAGGACGUGGCAUCACACAUGCCAGAAUCCGUUCAUCAGGUGUAUGGAUCAUCAAUGGCAGCUCAGCAGUAGGGCAUUACAUUUCCAAUUGUGUCAAGUGCCGAAGACAACGAGGAACCUCCUUGAACCAAAAUAUGGCCGAUCUACCUACAGAUCGCCUAGAGGGAAGUCCACUCUUCACCUACAGUGCCGUGGACUAUUUUGACCCGUUCUACAUUAAGGAAGGACGUCGAGAACUCAAGCGAUACAGAGUCCUCUUCACUUGCCUGUCGUCGCACGCAAUCCAUCUUGAAGCGAUAGUAUCACUUACGACGGACUCCUUCCUAAAUCCCUAUCGCUGUUCUAUUGGACAUCGAGGUCCUGUGAGACAACUGAGGUCAGAUCAAGGAACAAACUUCGUUGGCACUAGUAACGAGUUAAAGGCAGCAUUAGCAGAGAUGAAUCAAGAUAUGGUAAACAAAGAGAUGGCAAAGAAUUCUUGCAAUUGGAUUGCGUUCAAGAUGAACGUACCUUCCGCGAGCCAUAUGGGCGGCACCUGGGAAAGGCAGAUCCACACUGUAAGAAGAGUUUUAAGUGCUCUCCUGAAUGACCAUGGAAGACAGCUGGACGACGAGUCGCUUCAAACUCUUAUGGUGAAAGCUGAAUCUAUAGUCAAAAGUCGGCCGCUUACCACGGAUGGAACCACAUGUAAGGAGACGCCUUGUCCAUUAACUCCAAAUCACCUGUCAACACAGAAAUCUCACGUGGUGUUACCACCUCCUGGAGUGUUCCAGCGGGCCGAUCUCUACUCGAGAAAACGCUGGCGUCGAGUGCAACAUCUAGCCAAUGAAUUUUGGCAAAGAUGGCGUAAGAGCUAUCUGCAAUCCUUACAGAGCCGCCAGAAGUGGACAACACGUCACAGAAAUGUCCAAGUGGAUGGCGUCGUCAUCUUAAAGGAUGAAAACCUCUCAAGGAACCGUUGGAAGCUGGCCCGUGUCGAUCGCACUUAUCCAGACAAUGACGGCCUAACCAGAAAGGUUCGAAUGGCAGUAGCUGGUGACUCUGUAGAUAACAAAGGAAGGCGGGUAAGACCAGUCGCGUACCUCGACAGACCCAUACAGAAACUAAUUCUGCUUCUCCCUGCCGACCUGAGCAAAGACCAGGGAAUCCCCAUCGAGGAGCCAUACAAGUAA
Messenger RNA from Pocillopora verrucosa, 1317 nucleotides. Lineage: Eukaryota; Metazoa; Cnidaria; Anthozoa; Scleractinia; Pocilloporidae. The record is from RefSeq and is a predicted model, not a curated record.